CUUUUUCCUGUCGCUGCCUACGCUCGAGUACCAUGACCGCACAUGGGCCUGGAAGGAUCUUCUGGAGCAGAUUAAGAAAGACUGCGUCGCCCACGUGCUGUCACAAGUGGUGCGGCAGAAAAUGGGCGGCAACAAAAAGAAGUCCAUUGUGUCUCACAAUAAUUCAUCCGCCGCCACUGUUGAUUUCAACGAGGGGUUGUAUCCUUUGGAUAUCAACGAGAGUGGUGACCCUGCAGCGACAGGCUUGCGAUUUCAGGACAUUUCUAAAGCCAAGAUGUUGUUGGGCCGCAGUGUGUCCAAGCGCGUCAAACACACAAAAGCUCUCAUGCAUGCACAAGCAUAUGUUGAUGCCUCCGCAGCUGUUAGCAUACACGACUGUACCUGA
Sphaeroforma arctica JP610 is the source of this 385-nucleotide messenger RNA. RefSeq lists its product as hypothetical. Lineage: Eukaryota; Ichthyosporea; Ichthyophonida. The transcript is spliced from 4 exons. The record is from RefSeq and is a predicted model, not a curated record. The annotation marks the transcript as partial.